This is a messenger RNA of Chlamydomonas reinhardtii, 2250 nucleotides long. RefSeq lists its product as uncharacterized. NCBI's taxonomy places the organism in Eukaryota, Viridiplantae, Chlorophyta, Chlorophyceae, Chlamydomonadales, Chlamydomonadaceae. The transcript is spliced from 15 exons. Gene Ontology annotation, molecular function: dihydropyrimidinase activity. Gene Ontology annotation, cellular component: cytosol; cytoplasm. Gene Ontology annotation, biological process: pyrimidine nucleobase catabolic process. The coding region runs from base 158 to 1765 and encodes 535 amino acids. The record is from RefSeq and is a predicted model, not a curated record.
GAAACUCGCCCCAAACUAAACAGAACGAUCGCAAAGUCCACGCAAGCGUGCCCUCUAGGCUCCGCCAAACCCCUUAAAACUGGUUUAAGCAUGUAUUGUUGAGUUCAACAGAUACUGUAUAGCUCUGAACCUAGCUCACCAGCGCUGCUGGGUCGACAUGGCCAAACAAGCACUGUUACCGCUCUGCGCUUUGUUUCUGUAUGCGGUUGUGUACAAAUGCAGCGCAAAUGCUAGUGAAGCUGGCACCAUCCUCAUCCAGGGCGGCACGGUUGUGAACCAUGACCAGCAGUUUGAGGGCGAUGUGCUGAUCCAGGACGGGCUGAUCGCCGAGGUGGCGCCACGCAUAGAGCCUCCCCCCGGCGCCCGGCUGCUGGACGCCCGCGGCUGCUACGUGCUGCCUGGCGGCAUUGACCCACACACGCACCUGGACAUGCCCUUCAUGGGCACUGUCACCGCUGACGACUUCUACACGGGCCAGGCUGCGGCCCUGGCGGGCGGCACCACCUACCACAUCGACUUCGCGCUGCCGCUGCUGCACGACCUGUUGCAGGGGUACCGGGUGUGGAAGGAGCGGGCCGCUCGCGGGUGCAUGGACUAUAGCUUCCACAUGGCCGUGACCAAGUGGACACACGACGUGGCUGCCGACAUGGCCACACUGGUGGCGGAGGGAAUCAACUCGUUCAAGUUCUUCAUGGCGUACAAGGGCUCGCUGCAGAUCAACGACGAGGAACUGAUCGAGGGCCUCAACCGCUGCAAGGAGCUGGGCGCCCUGCCCAUGGUGCAUGCGGAGAACGGAGACAUGGUGGCGUGGAUGCAGGAGAGGCUGCUGGCCGCCAACGUCACGGGCCCCGAGGGCCACCCGCUGUCGCGGCCGCCAGCGCUGGAGGGCGAGGCCACGGGCCGCGCCAUCCGGCUGGCGGGGGUGGUGGGCGUGCCGUUGUACGUGGUGCACGUCAUGAGCAUUGACGCCAUGGAGGAGGUGGCUCGUGCGCGGCAGCGCGGCCAGCGGGUCAUUGGCGAGCCGGUGGCCAGCGGACUGGCGCUGGACGAGUCGCCGGUGUGGGACUCCAACUUCACGAGGGCGGCGGCGUUCGUGAUGAGCCCGCCGCUGAGGAGCGCCGAGCACGCGCCCGCACUGCGCAAGGCCCUGGCCAGCGGUGUGCUGCAGCUGGUUGCCACCGACCACGCCGUGUUCAACAGCAGCCAGAAGGCGGGCGGGCGGCGCGACUUCCGGCGCAUCCCCAACGGCGUCAACGGCAUUGAGGAGCGCAUGCACGUGGUGUGGCAGGAGAUGGUGGUGGCAGGCCUGUCCACGCCCUCCGAGUAUGUGCGGAUGACCAGCACAGCCGCCGCGCAGAUCUUCAACAUCUACCCGCGCAAGGGGCGGCUGGCGGCGGGCAGUGACGCCGACGUCAUCAUCCUGGACCCGCGUGUCAAACACAGGCUGGGCGUGGGCGCCUCCCACUCGCCCCGCAUGGACACGAACGUGUACGAGGGCAAGGAGGUACAGGGCCGCGUGGUCACCACCAUCAGCCGGGGGCGGCUGGUGUGGCACGAGGGCGUGUUGGACGUGGCAGAGGGCAGCGGGCGCUACGUGCCGCUGCCGGCAUUCGGGCCGCUGUUCGAGGGCAUGGCGGAGCAGGCGCGCAGGGCUAUGCAGUUGCCGUACGGCCCCACCCCCGUGCCCCGGGACAGCGAGGAGGCCGGCUCAGCUGCCUCGGGCGGGGAAGGCGGCAAGUCGUGCUCGGCAGCAGGCGUGCUGUGAGGCUUUUGGUGGCGAGAGACGCGGCUUUUGAGUUGGGAGGUUGGAGUUGGGAGGUUGGGCGCAGGGGUGGGCGCAGGGGAGGGCUUGCCUUCAGACGGGUUGCGAGGGCAAGUGAGGGCACCGCUGUGAGGGCACCGGUCGCGGAACCGCUGUAAUCAGUGAAGAGCGUGUCAGGGGGGCCAGUCACGCGCCGGGAGUCGAUGCCAAGAGACGGGUUCCUUGAAGAGGAUGUGGCGGAUGCUGGAGACCGUCGGAUUCAGAAGGUGCAAAUCGCAACAGGAGUUACGCCCGCAACUUUUUAGUAACGCUGCUUGUGGAGGGCUUAAGCUUAUCGUAUGGGGCUUAGUUAGCGAUUUCCACGCUUUUGGCGCGAUGUUGGGACUCGGGAAUUCAAGCACCAUAGGAUCCAAUGCAACCGCUGAGUCGGGCUGGUGUGGCCCUCCAUUUGUCUCUGAGGAAGGCAUACUUAUCAAUUGCUAUCUGAC